Messenger RNA from Apodemus sylvaticus (European woodmouse), 438 nucleotides. It is a transcript of the gene Cnpy1, whose product is annotated as canopy FGF signaling regulator 1. The transcript has 4 exons. Bases 1 to 438 code for a protein of 145 amino acids. The record is from RefSeq and is a predicted model, not a curated record. Gene Ontology annotation, cellular component: endoplasmic reticulum. NCBI's taxonomy places the organism in Eukaryota, Metazoa, Chordata, Mammalia, Rodentia, Muridae.
AUGGAUGAGGUGGAGUAUGACAUCACCAAGGCUCGACAGAAGAAAACCAAGGUGGGCUCCUACCGAAUCAGGCCUGACGGGACACAGGAGAGGAAAAAGGUUCCCCUGGCCCAGUCCGAGGCGUUCCUCAUCGACCUUUUGGAUAAAGUGUGUGUGCGAAUGAACGAUUACCAGCUGGAGGACGACCCAGUGACCAAGCAGAAGUAUUUCAGGAGAUAUGCUCCGAGAAAGGGAGACAAAAUAUACAAAGAAUAUAAAAAGUUCUUCUUUUAUUCUGAUGCCUACAGACCUUUGAAAUUCGCGUGCGAAGCCAUCAUUGAAAAGUAUGAGGAUGAGAUAUUUGCACUUAUCGCCCAGGAGGCACACCAUCUAGCUGAUAUGCUGUGCAGUGAAAAAUCAGAUCUGUGUGGCACUCCAGUCAACAGUCCUGAACCCUAG